This is a messenger RNA of Symbiodinium sp. CCMP2592, 3159 nucleotides long. Lineage: Eukaryota; Dinophyceae; Suessiales; Symbiodiniaceae. The record is from the annotation of a GenBank genome assembly.
AUGAGUGCUGGAUCCGUGGAGGAAUGGGCGCAGAAGGAUAGCCUACAAGCCCUUUUCAACCGCAUCGACUCCAACUGCGAUGGAACCCUGAGCACAGAUGAGCUGCGGCGCGCCCUGUGCGCCAUUGGCCUAAAAAGCGCAGACGUCACCACGAUCUACAAAAUCAUGGACACCAACUGUGAUGAUCGCGUGUCGUACACAGAGUUCGUGAAGUGGUUGUUUCAUGGCUCGUCGGAGGCACAGGUCAUCACGAAGAAGGUAAUGGGUGGUCCAGCCACGGCUGCCGAAGCCAUGGACGAGUUUGUCUCCUACAUCCAGGAGCUGAAGGACACCCCUCCAGCGGAAGGUGAGAAGCCCACGAAGCUUCGGGACAUCUUUCGAAAGAUGGAUGAAAACGGAAGCGGCAAGAUCUCCUUCACAGAGUUUCAUUCGAGCUGCAAAUCUCUCGGCUUUGACAUGACCGACGAGAUGCUGAAAGAAGUGUUUGAUCAAAUUGAUGUCCAGAAAGCCCGGAAGAAGAAGAAGAAGCCAUUGACGCAAGAGGAGCAAGACGAAAUUAUUGCGGAAGCAAAGGCGAGACAAGCGGAAGAUCCCUCUGUGGAGAUUCCGGAGUUCAUGGAUGGCUUUCCGAAAGGAGACAUUUCCUGUUGGCUCAGCCAUGAAAAGGUCUACUAUUGCGGCUCCAACAAGAAGUAUCUGAAGCAGCGGCGGCUGAUCUAUGAUCCUUAUGCGUCGACGAACCGGGAUUUCGAGAUUACCUUUGCUGAGUUCAAGAAGGCCUUCAACGCAGUCAUCCCGACCAAGAAGUAUCAGCAAAUCGGGCUUAACUACAGCUUUCUCAGUGAGAGUGUUGAGAAGGAGCCCUACAAGCCUGGCAGAUACUAUCUCGGCGUCACGAACCGGUUCAUCAAGUUUCCUCGGACAGUGCAGUCCAUCAGCUUCAUCGACGAUUGGGCGGAGGGCCUCCAGGGUCCGGCGUUGCAGAGCCGGACAAAGGACGGCCUUACCGUUCACUUGGAAGUGUCUUUCCAGUACAAGCUGAUCUUCAGCCAGCUCUACAGUUUGUGGGCAACUCUUGGCCACGACCACUAUGAGACGACCUUCACGCGGAUGGCCAUGGAGCAGCUGUCUACAGCCACGACGCACCACAAUGCGCACUUCUUCUUCAGGAAUCGCACCUACGUGAGCAGAGAGAUGCAUCGAAAGCUUGACGAACAUUUCCGAAAGCACGCGUUUGCAGAGGUGCCCUUCUUCCAGCUGCGCACCGUGCACUUGCCGGACGAUUUCGAGGAUGCAAUCAGAGAGACCCAGGUGCAAGAGCAGCACAUCCACAUAGCACGUUUGGAGCAGCAGAAGAAGAAGGUGACCUUCGCGACAGAGGUGCUCAAAGCCGAGCAGGCAGUAAAGAAGAUCAACAAUGAAGCUGAGGGCGAAGCCACGGCAACGCUGACCAAGAACCGGGCGUAUUGUGAACAGUACAAGUUCACCCAAGAGGUCCAAGCAGAUGCCCUCGAGCACCUUGUCAUGCUUCUGAAGCUUUCGGAGCCGCAGCCCUUUGCUUGGAUCGGUCUUGGCAUCCUACAUCCAUCCGCCAUCUGUACGAUGAACACGGCGGCCUUCGAUGUCGAGAGUCUCAGCCCAGGCUACCCUCCUGACAGCCCUCCAGUGCCGCGAUUCUUCAAGUCCAAGGAGUCGAAGGUCGUGAAGGCGGUGAAGAGGGAGGAAACGCUCGAGUCCGUCAGCCAAGGCAGUACAGACGCGAGUCGAGGUUGUCGAGGAUUCUUCACCAACUAUUCCGACGAUGAGAAUUCAGAGCCGGAUUUGAGCUCGAACGCCUUGAGCUUGCGUGGACCCCCAGGACUUUGUCAGCAAGCGCCACCAGUUACGGCUGCACCGUCGUUGGAGUCAUCGGCAAGCCAUGCAAGCCCAACCAGUCCGAACUCGGGACGUGAGAUUUUCCGGCGUCUCCAAGAGCUGGAGACUUUGAAGGCGGCGCUGUCGCAGUUGGAGGCGGAGGAGAGGAUUGCGAUUGCUCAAGCCAACGCACGGCCAGACCCGGCUCUCAUGGCGAGAAUGCCAGCUUCGAUGUUGAGUUCUCAAGCGAUGUUGCGGGCUCCGGAGCUAAGCGGUCUGGGUCGUUCUUGGCCUCCAGCGGCUCCCUUGAGCCAUAGCCAGAGCUUCCAGCCGUCCCUCCUGUCCACGGUUGCAAAUCCCAGCUUCCAAGACUUGCAAAUUCCGCCCUUGCUCGGGCCGUCUCUGAGUGGAGCCGUUCCUGCAGCUCAGGCUUUCGUCUCAGGGCGAGCCGACCCCGACCCAGCCCCCAUCAGCUCAACCGGCCCAGCCACACACCGGAAGCAGGCUCCGGCAGAAUUCGCGGUCCAGAAAGGCAUCAAUCAGGAGUUGCUCGCCGCCUCUGCCACCGAAGACGAGGGUUGUGCUUUGCAGGUCCUCGCCGUUGCCUCCAAGUAUGUGGACCAGAUGAACGGCGUGAACCUGUCGACGGCGAUCCAUCGCAUCGCCCGCGCCUGUCAGCGCUUUAAGAACUCCGCCGAGCAGGUCAGAAAGGCUCCGAGCUUCGUGUCCCUCGUCGUGGCGGCAGAGCGCAUGGUCCUACAGGAGCUGGAGCAUCGGGAUUCACAGAUGCCAGUGAAGUGCUGCACCAUCAUCGCUUGGUCCUGCGCCAGCCUCCGUGUCUUCCGGAAUUCUCUUUUCAAGGCCCUUGCUCGGCUGGCAACAGUGUCCCUCGAGCAGUGCCAGUCCUACGAGAUGACGAAUAUCAUGUGGGCCUUUGGGGAGCUCUGCAAGAGCCGUCGGCAGCUGAGCAAAGAUUUGAAGGAAGACCUCCGCAACCUCUUGGAGGCGACGUGCAGUGUCUUCAUCGCCAGGCCCAUUGGAUGGAAGCUCCAGGUGCUCAUGUCUGCCCUCGUUUCCUUGACCAUCCUCCCUUGGCAGCCCUGCAGCCAGCGCCUCUUCACAGACAUAGCCAGAGAGGUGGCCGGUCGCCAGCAGGAGCUUGCCAAUGAGAAGACCAAACCAUUGGCCAUGGCCUUCCAUGAGCUCCGCACCAAGAAGCCCCAGGCCUUCAAGGAGAUCAUGAUGGCCUUGCAGGACUUCCCCGACUUCGUCGCACACCCCUCGCUGCGGGGCAACCGCUCCUGA